Monoraphidium neglectum is the source of this 2022-nucleotide messenger RNA. RefSeq lists its product as hypothetical. Bases 1 to 2022 code for a protein of 673 amino acids. The transcript has 9 exons. NCBI's taxonomy places the organism in Eukaryota, Viridiplantae, Chlorophyta, Chlorophyceae, Sphaeropleales, Selenastraceae. The record is from RefSeq and is a predicted model, not a curated record. Gene Ontology annotation, cellular component: intracellular membrane-bounded organelle; membrane. Gene Ontology annotation, molecular function: ATP binding; P-type calcium transporter activity; ATP hydrolysis activity.
AUGGCUGGGGCGCGGGCGUUCCGUGAAGCGGCGACCGCGAGGGCAUGCCGGCCGCCCCGCACCAGGCGGCGCGCGCGCCCCAGCCGUCGCUCAGGCCGCGUGCGCAAGGGCGGGCGGCUGCGGCUGUACAACAAGGGCGCGGCGGAGUGGGUGCUGCAGCGCUGCGUGGCGAUGGUGGAUGCGCGCGGCGAGGUGGUGGCGAUGACGGGGCCGGACAGGGACGAGCUCAUGCAGGUCGUGAUCGGCAUGGCGUCGCGCGGGCUGCGCUGCAUCUGCCUCACCUACACCGAUUUUGACGCGGUCGACCCCUCGCGGGCCCCCGACUUCUUCUCGAACCCGGACGGCGUGGACGCCAACUUGGUGGCGCAGGCCAUUGUGGGGAUCAAGGACCCUGUGAGGCGCGAGGUGCCCGACGCCGUCCGCGUCUGCCAGCGGGCCGGCAUCGUGGUGCGCAUGGUGACGGGCGACAACAUCCACACGGCGCGCCACAUCGCGCGCGAGUGCGGCAUCCUGACGGAUCACGGCGUGGCGCUGGAGGGGCCGUCCUUCAGGUCAAUGCCGGCGCACGAGCUCAUGCCGCUGCUGCCGCGGCUGCAGGUCCUGGCGCGCUCCUCCCCCGAGGAUAAGCUGACGCUGGUGUCGCUGCUCAAGAAGGAGGGCGAGGUCGUGGCCGUGACGGGGGACGGCACAAACGACGCGCCUGCGCUCAAGGAGAGCGACGUCGGCCUCGCCAUGGGCAUCGCCGGAACAGAGGUUGCAAAGGAGGCGGCAGACAUUGUGAUUAUGGACGACAACUUCAGCUCGAUUGUCAAGUCUGUGCUGUGGGGCCGCUCCGUAUUCAACUCCAUCCGCAAGUUCCUGCAGUUCCAGCUCACCGUGAACUUCGUGGCCCUCGUCAUCGCGUUUGUGGGCGCGGUGGUCGGCGGCCGCAUCCCCCUGAACGUGCUGCAGCUGCUGUGGGUCAACCUCAUUAUGGACACCAUGGGCGCGCUGGCGCUGGCGACCGAGGACCCCAACCCAGAGCUUCUGAACGACAAGCCCCACGGCCGCGACGAGCCCCUCAUCACAACCAAGAUGUGGAAGCACGUCCUCGUCCAGGGCUGCUACCAGCUGUUCUGGCUCUUCUUCUUUAUGUAUGCCCUGCCCUCCCUCAACUGGAGCCGCUACUGGACCACCUCCGAGUGCCAGCUGCUCUCCAGCGGCCCCCUGUCCGCGCCGCGCGCCGACUACUGCGCCUACAGGAUGGCCCUGCCGCAGGCCGAUGGCGGGCUGGGCAUGAAUUCGACCGCCGCGGGUGCGUACUGCUCAAUGCUGAACACAUGCGGCUGGCCGUGCGGCAGCGCGGACCACGUCGGCGACCAAGCGGCCUGCGCGGCGGGCGUGCUGGCGGCGACGGGGCGCGUCUACGCCCCCGGCGUCGUGCCGGGCGCGGAGAAGGACGCGCUGUGUCCUGAUGGCAGUGCGUGUGACGCGUACACGGCAUAUCGGGUGGUGGAGCAGUACUGGGAGGCGCGGCUGGAGAAGCAGCAUGAGGAGGACUUCAGGAGGGGGGACAGCCUGCUGUUCAACAGCUUCAUAUUCCUGCAGGUCUUCAACGAGAUCAACGCGCGCCGCAUCAGCGACGAGCUCAACAUGUUUGGCGGCAUCCACCGCUCUCCCAUCUUCCUGGCCGUCAUCGCCAUCACGGUCGGCCUGCAGGCCAUCAUCAUGCAGACCCGCAUGGGCAUGUUCUUCAAGGUCGUGCCCCUCGACGCGGCGGAGUGGGGUGUCAGCAUUGCCAUCGGCGCGUCUGCAGUGCCCAUCAGCUGGCUGACGCGCGUGCUGGGCGGCCUGAUGCCGACCGUGCGGCGGCGCCGCCACGGGCAGCGGACGCUGUCGCGUGGCCACGGGGGUUCGCGCGUGCACAACGAGGCGGCGGCGGCGGCGCUGGCGCGGCGCACGAGCAUGCCGAGGGAGGCGGCGCAGGUCAGGCCGUCGCCGCGGGCGGUGGCGGCGGUCAGCAGCACGGGCUGGGGCGAGUAG